AUGUCUGAUAGUAACGGAUCAUAUCUGCCCGAAACCUCGCUACCAGGGGCUAGUUCGAACGAUCAAGUCAAUGACGUGGGUUUCAUUGCCCUUGAGCAAAGGGAAAGGAGUCUUCAUGAUGCCUCUCCCAGUUUUCCUCGCAAGAUUAACAUCAAGACCGUUGAGUUCGGCGAGCAAAAGUUUGAAGUCACGACUCUACGGAGUUUUAUCAAACUCCUGAAAACCGGCCACCUUGCGUUUGUUCUGGGAAAAACUGGUGGUCCAGUUUUAGAGGCCGAGUCUACCCGGGCCGUUUUCCCAGGCUAUUGUAUCACCAGCUAUGAGGUAUCCGAUACUACGAUAACCGUCAAGUUUGUGAAGCAUUUGGUGGAUAUCAUCUAUCCUCCUAGACCGUGCGAGGAUGAAUGCAAAGAGCUCUUGAUAGCAUUCGAGAAAUGCAAUAGCCCCGAAAUAAAGCUUCACUUUGAGAAGGUGCCCUCAAAGACCUCUGUGUCAGUGGAGAGAUGUUUGCGGCAAAUGGUUGAGCAUACCACAUUUAUUGUCGAAGAUAACUCCUUAGGGCUUUUGUCAUCAAAUAUCGUUCACCACAAUGAUUAUUUGUUGGUGCAGUGGAAAUCCGUACUUAAAGAAACAGACAAAAAAGCCGAAGAGGCACAAGUGGUCUUUGGAGGUCCUCUAGAAGCCAUUGAGAUGGACCUAGAGGAUGAGAACGAGGAGACCGUAAUUAUCUUCCACCCAGAAGACCAACAGGAGAAAAUUCUUUACGCGAAGAUAGAUGAAGAACAAUCCUUUGUUCUCCAUUUCCCGGGAGGUACCGAGUUAGAGGCGAAGUGGCCGAAAGAUUACACUUUGGGCUACAUGAUGUCUCGCGUGUUCAAACUUUGUCUCCCUGAGUCCGAAUUUCGUUUGGAGGCAAAGCCGAACGAGGUGGAGAAAACUCGGUGCCGGAAGAUUUUGAAGAAUGCUGUGGAUUGCUAUCGUUCCGGGAGAGGGUUUCCAAUUGGCCCCAUCUUUUUUACCCACCCAGAUCGCUCAUUGGGGACAGAAACAGACCAAAAUGUUGCUGAAGUUCUUGCUACUUCAGCUCUUAACGCACAACAAAGAGUUUCUGCGACUCAUGCUCUUUGUAAAACAGAAGAGCUAUUCUCAGGGAUAGCUCUCCUUACCGGAGCGGCAGGAACUGGGAAGACCUUCACGGCUGCGACAAUUGUCAAAGCUGCAUCUGUUUCCACAGACUAUAAAAAGAUUAUCGUAACGACCAAAAAAAACACUACCCUCCAGCGGAUUUUCGAGGCGGUGAUGGAUGUCCUUGAUACCCCUGGAUGCAAAGUCCUUUACAUCCAGGGUAAAAUCGCUUCCGAAAAAAUGGAAAAGUCAGCCUCGCAAAAGAUUCGUGAACUCGUGAAGAAGCACGAGAUACAGAGACACCAGCUUGAAGCGUUACAGAAUUUACCAGAUUCAAGCGCCUCUAAACGAAAAAUGAUAAUCGGAGAGCAUCAUGUCAUCUUUGCGACUUUGGACAUUAUUCAACGGGACCUUGAUAGUUCUAUUUUUCCCGCUAGCUUCAUUUUAAUCGAUGAGGCGGCUGCGACGUCUGAGCUAGACUCUCUGAUUCCUAUCACAAAGUUCAAUAAGUCAUUGAAGCGUCUGGUUCUCGUUGGUGAUUCAAUGCAACUUAAGCCAUACUCCGCAGCUGAAGACUCUUUCGUAACCAAGCGUAGCUUGUUUCUUCGCUGCCAGCAAUCAGAUUGGGCACUUCCGCGCUUGAUAGAUAACUAUCGGAUGCAUCCCCAAGUGGCCGACCCCAUCCGCAAUAUGUUUUACAAUACGGAUUCAAUGGUACGAUGGGGAUUAAUGAAGGAGCGGAACGCGAAAGAGUUUCUUUUAGAAAGUACCGAAUUCGCAAAAAGUAUUGCCGGUUCUCUAACCACUCUCGAAGUGAUGAAAAAUUUCAAUCCAAAGAUAAAGAGUUUGAGUUCUUGGUGGGAUGUUCCUGGCAGAGAAAAGAGAGUGGGAACAGAAGAUAUCGAUCUUGGGAAGGUUGGAGUCACAAGCUUCUAUACCGGGCAAAUUCACGCUAUAAAGGAUGCUGUGGACGAGAGAUUCCCCGAUUGGAUUACCGAAGGCCUUGAAAUCGCUUCCAUCAACGCCUUUCAAGGACGAGAGAAAGAAAUAAUGCUUAUAUCUCUUGUGAGAGCAAACGACUGUGAUGAGGUUGGUAUUUUGAAUAAACAACAUCGCAUUUGUACGGUUUUAAGCAGAGCUAGAAUUUGUCAAAUCAUUAUUAGAAAUUUUGAUUUUAUCAGAAACCAGAUCCGCAGGAAGUUUGACGGGAUCAAGCUUCAAGAAAGAAAAGCGAUUGUUGAAGCGGGGAGAGUUCAUGAACUACAAGGCGGAAAGCACGUGGGGCAACCACUCAGUACCCUUCUUAGAGACCAUAAAUGGAAUCGGUUCCGGGAUGACCGGAUCAAUCCUUUCUUGGGGACCCAGGAGGAAGCAGAGAUGGAGAAGUUUGGAGGAGAGGCGUGA
This is a messenger RNA of Orbilia oligospora ATCC 24927, 2529 nucleotides long. RefSeq lists its product as uncharacterized. Gene Ontology annotation, molecular function: helicase activity. Lineage: Eukaryota; Fungi; Ascomycota; Orbiliomycetes; Orbiliales; Orbiliaceae. The coding region runs from base 1 to 2529 and encodes 842 amino acids. The record is from RefSeq and is a predicted model, not a curated record. The transcript has 6 exons.